Sinocyclocheilus anshuiensis is the source of this 862-nucleotide messenger RNA. Its product is annotated as heterogeneous nuclear ribonucleoprotein A3 homolog 2-like. The transcript has a single exon. The coding region runs from base 13 to 309 and encodes 98 amino acids. The record is from RefSeq and is a predicted model, not a curated record. NCBI's taxonomy places the organism in Eukaryota, Metazoa, Chordata, Actinopteri, Cypriniformes, Cyprinidae.
GGCGGAAGGGGGAUGGGAAGACCGCAGAACGGCUACGGCGGGCGCGGCAGCGGAUACGGUAACUACAGCGGCGGCUAUGGAGGCAAUGACGGCUACGGUGGCGGGUAUGGGGGAGGCUACGGGGACCAAAUGGAGGGCUACGGCGGUGGUAACGGCUACAAUGACUUUGGCAGCGGCUAUGGCCAGCAGUCCUCUGGUUAUGGCCCAAUGAAAGGUAAUUACUCGGGCAGAAGCAACGCUCCUUACUCCCGAGGAGGAGGAGGUGGUGGUGGUGGUUACGGCAGGGGGGGUUACGGAGGCUCGUAUUAGGAGCGUAUAUUAGGUCACAAAUUAAGAGCAGCUCCUUCCCCAGCCCACAUCACAGUUUUGACCACACAUUAUCUUCAGCUAAGUAGCCAGAUUGAGCCACCUUAAUGAGGCAUGGCAUUGACUGAAACACUCGAGCUCCAUUCAGGAGUUCACAACUUUAUCCAGCCUAGCAGAUCAUAGGUAACGUUAGGGCUCACCUAUCCGACUUUACUCAACAUCUCACAGCUGUUACUGCUACUACUACACAUCCUUUUGCUCUUUUCCCUGAAGUACUAGGGAGUUUUUUUCCCCAGCAAGACAUAGGACUACUACUCCGGAUCUCUACUUAUUAUAAGACUGGCCAGUGGUGUCUUGGCAGGCUACUUGUUCGGGAAACUGUUACUCACGUUUUUUGUGCUUUGGGGUUAAGUUAAGAGUAGUAGUUUUUGCUUGUUAAUUAUUGUAUGCAUGCGUUUAUCUACUUUUAGUAUAUGUAUUGUAUUUUUAUUGUGUGUUUUCUUUUUAAUACAUUAUAGGGUUGCAAAACGAUGAAUCGCAUUCAAAAUACAUGUUU